Molecule: messenger RNA, 1004 nt
Organism: Ostrinia nubilalis (European corn borer)
Lineage: Eukaryota; Metazoa; Arthropoda; Insecta; Lepidoptera; Crambidae
Gene: ninaA
Product: peptidyl-prolyl cis-trans isomerase, rhodopsin-specific isozyme-like
Exons: 6
Coding region: 77-784 (235 amino acids)
Biological process (GO): protein peptidyl-prolyl isomerization
Cellular component (GO): intracellular membrane-bounded organelle
Molecular function (GO): peptidyl-prolyl cis-trans isomerase activity
Source: RefSeq, a predicted model, not a curated record
GACAUUGAUCAGUAUAUUUUGUACUGAAACAAGGUAGCAGUUGCUCUAAAAGAAUAGUUCUUUUUUUUAAGUGAAAAUGAACUACAGUAGUUUGCUAUGUUUAAUUUAUUUGCUGAAGUGUGCAUGGAUUGUAAAUGCACGCCAAUUCAGAGUUACAGAUCAAGUCUAUUUAGAUAUACAAGAUGAAGAUAAACCACUGGGUAGAGUUGUAAUAGGCUUAUUUGGUGACUUGGCACCUAAAGCUGUUAAAAACUUUAAAGUUCUUGCCACUAAAGGCAUUAAAGGAAAAUCUUACAAGGGAACAUCUUUUAAUCGAAUAAUCAAAAGGUUUAUGGUGCAAGGUGGCGAUGUUGUAUCGGAUGAUGGCAGAGGUUCAAUAAGUAUUUACGGAGAAACAUUCCCUGAUGAGAAUUUAGACACUGAACACAGCAUCGCAGGGUUUGUGUCUAUGGCGAAUAAAGGUAAAGAUACAAAUGGCUGCCAAUUUAUCAUAACAACUACUGGAACACCUUGGUUGGACAAUUUGCAUACUGUAAUAGGAAAGGUGGUGGAAGGUCAGAAUGUGGUCCAUUUACUGGAGCAUACUCCUACGGAUGUGGAUGAUCGGCCAACGCGUCAUGUGUAUAUUGCUGACUGUGGUAUCGUCCCCACUCUCGAACCUUACUAUAUCUCUGAUGAUCCAUAUGAUCUUUGGGCCUGGUUAAGAGCAUCGGCAGUGCCGCUAACGAUGUCGUUCUCUAUUCUGGGAUUCUUCCACUGGAUGAUGCGGAAAAUGGAAAUUUAAAUAGGUACCUAUUUUACAAUCGUUUUUUAACGUUCGCCUAUGUUAUUCUAUUCAGCAAGAAUACAUACAUGAUAUCUGUAUCUUAAAAUGCGAUAGUUAUAUUAUUAUUGUGUUUAAUGUUAUAGUAGGUAAAUUUUAUAAUAAUACAUUUUAUAAAACAUAUUCUGACUUAUGUAAUAUGUAUUUAAUGAAUCUAAUUAAAGUAUCUGUACUACUAUCA